This is a messenger RNA of Macrosiphum euphorbiae (potato aphid), 651 nucleotides long. NCBI's taxonomy places the organism in Eukaryota, Metazoa, Arthropoda, Insecta, Hemiptera, Aphididae. The record is from the annotation of a GenBank genome assembly.
AUGGAUGUUGAAGCAAGACGUGAAGCAAGGCGCAGAAGAAUAUUAGAGAAUUCAGAAGUUAGACUUAAAAGAAUUACUUCCAUAAGUUCUAACCAAACCCAAAGUAUAUUAAAUGAACAAUCAGAAUUUAUAAAAGACAAAAUAUCAGAGAACUGUACACAGAAUUCUGAAUUGCUCUAUUCUCCUGUUCCAAAAUGUCUUAUAGAAAAUGUGAUACCAACAAUUCUUGAGAACCAACAAGAUUUUAACUAUGAACAAAAUAAUUUCAAUCCUCAAUUACAUUCCAAAGAUAUUAAACAUGAAAUUAAAUUACCAUCUAUUACAACCUUACACAUUGUAUUAUCUCAAUUUGUUUUAGUAUUAUUUUACUAUGACUUAGGAUUUUUAUUUGGCAAUUCAAUAGUAGUGCCAUUUCUGCUCAGUGCAAUACCUGAAUUAUAUACGUCAAAAGAGCAACAUGAUAAUAUACACAUAAUUGUGUUAUUAAUGAUGGGGUUUUCUCAGAAUUUGGCAAGAAAAAUAUCUAGAUAUUUAAAAUUGGCAAGCUUAACGGGAAAAAGAUUUUGUGUAUAUAUUUUUUGUUUUACCUGUUCAUAUGCAAUAUUAACUAAUCUAUAUUUUGAUGUUCAACAUAAUAGUACCAUACAAUAA